AUUAAAAUGUUUAAUUUUGUGUUUGUACUUGCCAUUCAACUCAACUGCACAUAUUAAAAGUUCAGAUAACUGCACAAUAACAAUUAUAGUGAAAAAAAAAAGGUGCGACUUUUAUUUUGACAUGCUUUUUAAAGGAUUAUUGUUGCAAGUAUCAUAACACUGACUUGAUAACACGGAAGUUGUACACGAAGCAAGUUCAUUCAACGCUUAUGUAGCAGUAGGCUAUAUGCAAGCAAAUAUCAAUGAAACACGCAAGAUGUUUGUUAACUCCCUGAGAGUUUUGUGUCGUGUUGUUUUACCUCUCUUUUCACACAAAAACCUGUCAACAAAUGUACUUGUUUGUCAAACAGCUGCACUGAAAAGGCAUUUAACUGGAUAUACGCAGAGGUGCAGAAUCCACGUCUACAGCGCAAAUUUCAGCUUCAGGAAACUGGUUAGAAACGGCGAGGAGAAGACAUCUGUGAUUUGGAUUGAGGGAAAUAUUGCAAGCGGAAAGACAACAUGUCUGGAGUAUUUCAGCAAAACCAGUGACACUGAGGUGCUGACAGAGCCUGUGUCAAAAUGGAGAAAUGUGAAGGGAUGCAAUCCAUUGGGUUUGAUGUACCAGGACCCAACCAGAUGGGGGCUCACCCUUCAGACAUAUAUCCAACUGACAAUGCUGGAUCGACAUGUAACACCAAUGUCAGCACCUGUCAGAAUGUUGGAAAGGUCUAUCUACAGUGCAAAGUACAUUUUUGUGGAAAACCUUUAUAAAAGUGGAAAAAUGCCUGAGGUGGACUUUGCUGUUUUAAGUGAAUGGUUUGAGUGGAUCAUAAAGAACAUAACAAUUCCUGUUGACCUUAUUGUUUACCUACAGACCUCUCCACAGGUGUGCUAUGAAAGACUAAAGCAGAGGUGCAGAGAGGAGGAGAAAGUUAUACCUUUAGAAUACCUAGAAUCAAUCCAUAGCCUCUACGAGGACUGGCUGAUUCAUCAGAAGUCCUUUGAAGUACCUGCUCCAGUUCUUGUAAUCCCAGCGGAUCAUGAUCUUAAGAAGAUGCUGCAUCAAUAUGAGGAGAACCGAGAGAAGAUACUAAUGGCACAUUGCUCUUGAGCAACUUAGAAGAUCUGAGAGAUGGAGGCCAUGUUAAUUCAACCAAUAUGUUUUCAGC
Messenger RNA from Xyrauchen texanus (razorback sucker), 1151 nucleotides. RefSeq names its product thymidine kinase 2 (gene tk2). Gene Ontology annotation, molecular function: deoxynucleoside kinase activity. The coding region runs from base 227 to 1093 and encodes 288 amino acids. The record is from RefSeq and is a predicted model, not a curated record. NCBI's taxonomy places the organism in Eukaryota, Metazoa, Chordata, Actinopteri, Cypriniformes, Catostomidae. Gene Ontology annotation, cellular component: cytoplasm; mitochondrion. The transcript has 10 exons.